AUGUCAGCAGCUAUAGAUUACAACAAAGUAAUUUUUGGAAAAGAGGUUAAAAAAAUUAAAAUAGAAGACAAAAGAUACUUGAUCUUACAACACCAUGAAGAAGUCAAAUCAAUAUCAGCCACAACUUCACCUA
Messenger RNA from Entrophospora candida, 133 nucleotides. NCBI's taxonomy places the organism in Eukaryota, Fungi, Glomeromycota, Glomeromycetes, Entrophosporales, Entrophosporaceae. The record is from the annotation of a GenBank genome assembly.